UUUGCCUGUUAUAUUUGUUAGAUCGUCGUCAAAUGGUUGCCUUUUAUUCCUCCUAGCAAACGUUCAACUGAUCUAGUAAGACUGGUAUCAUUUUGCAUUACUUUGUACAAUUUUCGCUCUCUAAGCAGAAAGACUGUACUACUGUGACAAGUCGUACUGAUAACGUCCUCUCUGACCUUCCCUUGUGGUUGUGCCUGUCUGAUCACUCCCGAGGUCACAUGUCAAACUAUAGACCUUUACAUUACUGUUGUCUGCCGUCCGAGAGAAACACUCUCUGACCCCGCUUUUCUCAAAUACUUCUUAUCCCCGUCUUUCCUGAAAUGUGUCAUCACUGCUGAAGUGAAGCAUCAAACGUGUCAACGCAGUGUAACCGCAAUAUAACGAAAAGCUGCUACCUUGGGUCGACACAAACACACCUUUCCUACCCAGAUGACUAGCCAUUGGACAUGACAUUCCCAGCCGUGCCACUAUGUCUGGUGGUACACGCACGCUCAGGGUAGAAGCUGAAAUCCAUUCUUCAGACAGGGACGAUUCGACAGAUAAGACAACAGACGCUGAGAUGUGCACCAAGUGUGGUAGACCAGUGAAGGACCAUGUGGAAGCAGGGAAUGAGGUUGGUUCAAAAUGUGUAUGGCGGCUACGGGCGCCCCCACGGCGGAAACGGGCAGCCAAACGGGCAGCUGAUUCUCAGGAACCGCCUGGAGAAGCGAGAGAUGCCACCUCUCCUCCUGAAGCUGCUCCAGAGGAAAGUUCCCCUUCCCAAACAGUUUCACAGGAUGAGAUCGCCAGGUUACAGGCACAACGUGACAAACUCUUACGUCAAUAUGAGGCAACCCGACUGCAGCAAGAGAUUGCUGGACUACAAGCUGCUCUGGGAACAUCAGCAGCAGACAUCGCCCCGCCUCCACCAACACAGGCACUUGGAGCAUCUGCUCGCGAACCUAGUGCACCUGCCAUAACCAAUAUCCCACCUCCAAUCACACUACAGGAUGUUAAACACCAGCCUAGGAUCCAGACGGCUCUGAGAAAGCUGUCAACGUCUGUGGACUUUCUAAACGACAUCCUGGGCCAUUCCACGGAUGGGGAUGAGUACCAUGCGGAUCAAGAAACAAUUGACACUGACCAAUGGUCUCCUUCAUCAAGCUUUGUCCAGAAGGACCGUGAUCCUAACUCAGUUGCAUCGCGGACUGGAUAUAUGAGAAGACGAUUGGCCAUUCAGAGUCAGCGCCUUCGACAAUUGAGUAGAAUACAUGGCGAGACAAGGGUGGGAAUCGACCACGUUCGAGACUGGCUGGAAAAUAGCCACGCCGCACAUCCUGGUGAAGACGUCAGAAGUGGCAGCACAGACUCAGGAGUCCGAAGUCCCGUGGUGUCUCCAGCGUCACAGUUUGGUGGAUCAAUGCCAGAUGUAAAUAGCAACGAUGGACAAAGAUACCGUCAAAGACACCAAUCCCGGAUGCCUGCGAGGUCCCAAUCCUUCCAGUUAGGACAACAAAGGCCGAGUGCAUUGAACAUCAAGAGACGCAACCAAGAAUCCCGGAUUCCUCAGAGGUCCCAAUCCUUCCAGUUAGGACAACAAAGACCGACUAAAUUUAACAUCACGAGACGCGACCAAGGCAAAGGAGAACAUUUUAAGUACCCCGCAGCCGGCCCUUCAAUAGGAGUCAGAAGUCCUACAGUUUCUCCAACGUCGCCGUUUGGUGGAUCCGUGCCAGAUGUAAAUAGCAGCGAUGGACAAAGGCGCCAAUCCCGGAUUCCUGCGAGCUCACAAUCUUUCCAGUUAGGACAACAAAGACCAGCUAACAUCCCACCGCGUGACACAGGCCUCACUCGGACAGAAGGUUUAAUGAGAAGACGGAGCGCUCAAAAUGAACGUGUACAGUAUUGGAACUCUAAACUGAUUAUGCAUGAGAAGAAAAGAAUACAGAUAAGUGCUGUUGAAAACUGGCUUGAAUAUCAUCAUCAUCAGUCCGGUCCAGCGCCCGUUGACAGGAGGAGGCACUACUCCGAUACAGGUGGUCAUCAAAGAGGCCCAUAUGUAGGAUCCACCGAAGCGGAGAUAUCCAGCUCAUCCCAUUUUGGAGGAUCAAUGCCAGAUCUACAAAGCUUCAAAGGAAAGCACUACCACGGCUCGUUAUGGUCCCGUGGGACGACUGAGUCAUCGAGAAAGCUGAGCGAGCUAGGUGCCAUUGGAGAGGGGGUUGAAGAAUCUCUACCCGAAGAUGUCAGAGAUGAACACAUACAAUCAGGGAAAGGCCAAGUCGCAAAGCUGAGAGAAAAGUUUCCUUCUACCUCAACCCAGUAUAAAGACAAAAGAAUUUCGAAACACAGCGAUGGAUCCCGCAGUGCCCUUAAGGGAGACAUUAAGGUUGAUGAAGUAUCUAAGGCAGUGGGCACAGGUACCAAGGCAUUAGCCGACAAUAGCAUCAACAACAGACGACCUAAUAGAAGUGAGUAACAAUCUCCUUCUCUAUAUCAUUCCAUUCGUAGUUGUACAUGUAUAUAUGCUGCCAUUGAAAUAGCAUCUAUUGAGAAGCAAGCGUUCAACUUCAACGUAGUUUUGACUUCAAUAUCCCAAAUCUGGAAACUAGUAUUUUUUCUCGCA
Molecule: messenger RNA, 2605 nt
Organism: Branchiostoma floridae (Florida lancelet)
Lineage: Eukaryota; Metazoa; Chordata; Leptocardii; Amphioxiformes; Branchiostomatidae
Exons: 12
Coding region: 470-2458 (662 amino acids)
Source: RefSeq, a predicted model, not a curated record